Alexandromys fortis (reed vole) is the source of this 14692-nucleotide messenger RNA. It is a transcript of the gene Ikbkg, whose product is annotated as inhibitor of nuclear factor kappa B kinase regulatory subunit gamma. Lineage: Eukaryota; Metazoa; Chordata; Mammalia; Rodentia; Cricetidae. Gene Ontology annotation, cellular component: cytoplasm; IkappaB kinase complex; nucleus. The record is from RefSeq and is a predicted model, not a curated record. Gene Ontology annotation, biological process: positive regulation of canonical NF-kappaB signal transduction. Gene Ontology annotation, molecular function: K63-linked polyubiquitin modification-dependent protein binding. The transcript is spliced from 11 exons. The coding region runs from base 465 to 1766 and encodes 433 amino acids.
GGCGAAUGUGGGUGUGGUGGUGCACGCCUUUAAUCCCAAGCACUCGGGAAGUAGAGGCAGGUAGAUCGCUGUGAGUUCAGAGGCCAGCCUGGACAGCUAGGAGAGAGACCAUGUCUCAGAAAAAGAAAGUGUUUCGUGGAGGUGAUGUUUAUCAAUGAGGAGCGUUUCGCUGUUUGGAUGGCCAACGCAGGCUGGAGCUCUGAGGCUUCUCUACGGAGCAAGAUGCAGGACUAUUUUAGCUUCGCAUCUACAGUUAACCUCCACGGUUUCGAGUCUGUUUUACUUCCGGAUCCCACACUUACGACACCGGAAGCCGGAAGCGGGAGUUUCCACAGCCGACAAAGGAAGGGUGACCGCUUAACUCCGACUUUCUGGGAGCUCCGAUUCAGUCUGAGAGGUUGGAUCCCGCUGUUCCCGCCCUCUUGACUUCUGGCUGACUUUGCUGACAGAUACGGUUUUGUUGGAUGAGCAGGCACCUCUGGAAGAAUCAGUUGAGUGAGAUGGUGCAGCCCAGUGGUGGCCCAGCAGGGGACCAGGACAUGCAGGGUGAAGAAUCUUCUCUGGGAAAGCCGGCAAUGUUACAUCUGCCUUCAGAGCAGGGUACUCCUGAGACCCUCCAGCGCUGCCUGGAAGAGAACCAAGAACUCCGAGAUGCCAUCCGGCAGAGCAAUCAGAUGCUAAGAGAAUGCUGUGAGGAGCUGCUGCAUUUCCAGGUCAGCCAGCGGGAGGAGAAGGAGUUCCUCAUGUGCAAAUUCCAGGAAGCCAGGAAGCUGGUAGAGAGACUAAGCAUGGAGAAGCUUGACCUGCACAGACAGAGGGAACAGGCCUUAAAAGAUUUGGAGCACCUGAAGAAAUGCCAGCAGAAACUGAUGUCAGUGAGAGGGAAAGGGCUAGCUGAGCUCUGGUGGGUGAUCUGCAGAGGUGACUGGAUGGCUGAGGACAAGGCCUCUGUGAAAGCCCAGGUGACAUCAUUACUGGGGGAACUCCAGGAAAGUCAGAGUCGCUUGGAGGUUGCCACCAAAGAACGGCAAACAUUAGAGGGAAGGAUGCGAGCUGUUAGUGAGCAGGUUAGACAGCUGGAGAGUGAACGGGAGGUGCUGCAGCAGCAGCACAGCGUGCAGGUGGACCAGCUGCGCAUGCAGAACCAGAGUGUGGAGGCUGCCCUGCGAAUGGAGCGUCAGGCUGCUUCAGAGGAGAAGAGGAAGCUGGCUCAGUUGCAGGCAGCCUAUCACCAGCUCUUCCAAGAUUAUGACAGUCACAUCAAGAGCAGCAAGGGCAUGCAUCUAGAAGAUCUGAGGCAACAGCUCCAGCAAGCUGAGGAGGCCCUGGUAGCCAAACAGGAAUUGAUUGAUAAGCUGAAAGAAGAGGCUGAGCAGCACAAGAUUGUGAUGGAGACUGUGCCAGUCCUGAAGGCCCAGGCGGAUAUCUACAAGGCUGACUUCCAAGCUGAGAGGCAUGCCCGGGAAAAGCUGGUGGAGAAGAAGGAGCUUUUGCAGGAGCAGCUGGAGCAGCUGCAGCGCGAGAUCAGCAAACUGAAGGCUGGCUGCCAUGAGUCAGCCAGGAUUGAGGAUAUGAGGAAGCGGCAUGUAGAGACUUCUCAGCCCCCUUUACUCCCUGCAUCAGCUCUCCACUCCUUUCAUCUGACCUUACCCAACCAGCGGAGAAGCCCUCCUGAGGAACCACCUGACAUGCGUUGUCCCAAGUGCCAGUAUCAGGCUCCUGAUAUGGACACUCUACAGAUACAUGUCAUGGAGUGCAUAGAGUAGAAGCAGCAGCUGUAAAGCCACUUGUAAUACCAUGUCCUGAACUAUGCAACUUAUGCUUUCCUGUUUCACCUCUGCAUAGUCCACAAUUAAGGGCUUGAUGUCAAAGAGCUAGCCCUAGGACCUAGCAGUACCCUUGCUUUAGCUCUUUGGUCUGCUAGUUCCCCACUAGGGUAGACAGCCCUAGUCAGGAAUUUUUUUCCGUUUUUUUCUAUGUGCCUGAGCCACUUGCCUCUGCUAGCUUCUUCCUCCCUCUUUUCCCAUUCUCCUAGGGGGUCUAGAAUGGAGGCCAGAGGCUCUCAGGGAGCACCCUUUCUCUAAGCAGGACUGGGUGUAGCUCUUCCUCCCUCCAGCUGGUACCUUUCUUGCCCUGAGCUGCAGGCUGUCCUCCCAGGGCAUGUGGCACGUAAGGCCCUAACAUGUGUUGCCUCUGAUGGACAUUGGGGAAGUAUUCUGUCUUUUGCUACUGUAAGUAACGGUGCAGUGAAAGUACUUGUGCACUGAUCUGUGUGUACCUUUAAGACAUAUGCUUAGACGUAGCAUUGAGCCUUGCCUUGGAGGAGGUUGCCUUGGAGGAGGUUCUGCCAUCUGCUAGACAUGCUGUUUUUUACUAAAGAGUAUGCCAAAGUGUCUUUUUCUGGGGUAUAUGGGCCUUUUUAAAUUCCACUCAUGUAACUUGGAUUUUCAUAUUUUCUACCCAUUUUCCUGUUGCAUCAUUGCCAUUUGUUCUUGGGCUUUGGGAAGCUUUUUGAUCAUCAGUCAGGUUAGCUCUUGUCUAUCACAGAAAUUGCACACCUUGUUCCAUUUUGGUUGUGUUACUGUUUUGGGGCCUAGAAGCUGUUUAUGUACUCACACCCAUGCUUUCCUCCAUAUUUUGGCUUUGGAGUUAUGGCUGCUUUGUGGUCUGACAGAAGACUAUUUCACAUACAUGUUUUUCUUAUUCCAGCACCAGUGUGCUCUUGUCUUUGUGAAGCACAUUCUUGUCUUGUGUGAAUGGUGAUUUCCAUAGUUCAUCACACUCCAGGAGUUUGUGAUGGCAUGUUCUGCACCAGCCAAAAUGUUCUGUCUUGGGAACCAUUUAGUAGUGACUGGCAGAUUGUGAACAAGGAAACUCUUCACUUGUUUUGCAAGGCUGUAGACAUUUUCUGGAGCCUUACAGUCAUUGGUAUUAGCCUUGCAAUUCUAGUAAAGAAAAGGAAGUUGGAGUUGAGAAAGUAAUAGAUGUGCCUUGCUGACUCCUCAAAUCUGAAACCCUUCCUACCCUCCUGAAUGCUUUCAUAGUUCUGAGUGGGAUCUGUAAAUCCAUCCCUGUCUGGGGCUUUUUUUUCCACAAGACUUCUUGCCUAUUAAGGGUGAGAACGCUGAGUAGAAUCAGGAUUUAAAAAGUAAGCCUGAGCUGGGUUCUUCCUCAGAAUUCUCAGGGGGUGGGGAGCAAGUUUUCCAUUUUCUAAUUCCCAGGUAUUUAUUAGACAGAUCUUUGGGAAAAUGUUAAAGGAACACAUGUUCUUUGCUCAUGAGGCCUUCAUUUAAAUACUCAAUCUAAUUUUCCUUCAGAAGUGCUAUUGGUUUGGUUUGAUUCAGUUCAGUUUUGUGGUGGUAUAUGGCAUUCCUAUAGCUGUUCUAAAAAUUCUCAGAGACUUGAAGUGGCAACAACAACAACAACAAAAAAAUCAGUCUUUCAUGCCCGGAAGUCAGAUGUUAAGUUUCUUCUGAGAAUCAAUUCCAGGUUUUCUCCUUGCUUUUGGUUUCUGGCAGUCCUUGGUGUUGCUUGGCUUAUAGACCUAUCACUCCAAUCUCUGGUUCUCAUGCCUCAUGGUCUCCUCCUCUACUUCUGUAUUGUAGAUGUGGAGUCUGUCUGGUAAUUAAGGAGGAUCUCCAGCUCAAGACACUUACCUCACUACACCUACCAAGACCCUUUUCCCAAAUAAAGUCAUGUUCUCAAGUUCUGGGGGUUUGGACUUACACAACCCAGGGUAGGGAUAUCAUAAGAACCUGAGUAGAUGCAGCCAAAGACAUGUGCCUUUAAGCCUUGCAAUUCUGCUGGAGAGACUUGGUCUCUAGGGUGAUGGUGACCACUAGGUUUCAGAAUUUGGAGAAGGUCAGGCCUUUAUAGAUGCUGCGCUCCUAGCAGGGCCAGAAGGUGUGACUGAGAAAGACAGGUAGGCUGCAGCGGGAGAGAGCAGUUGGACUGUCUCCAGUGGCUGUAUGGGGUUCAUGCUUCUUGGAUAAAUAGAGAUACAUAGGUACAUUUCUGACCAGCACUUUAUCCUGAAAGGGACUCAGAAAGCAGGUGUGACCCAGGUUUCACAGCAGGAUCACCCGGGAGCUUGAAACAUUCUGGUUUGGGCUUUAUGGUCUGGUCAUGCCAAAAUAUGAGGGUGGCCCAGGUGGUGGUUGGGACUAAAUACCCUUCUCAGAAGGUUGGAGCCCUUGACACUUCCUUACACUGAAGUAUGGUGUAUGAUUAACUACACAUGAGAUAUCAAGGAUCUGAGAUUAUACCAUCUUCCCUGACAUGGGACAUGCUUCUUUCUUUUCUGGAAUUACUUAACUAGACCUAGAAAAACUGGUUUUUUUUUUUUUCUUUCAAGGGAAUUAGCCCACUUGCUUUUAAGAGCUGUGCCCCUGGCACACAGCUUCUAGAUUCAGACAGCUAGAAACAUGUCCUUCCCAGAAGUCCCGUUACUCUUACUUAUGCUCUCUUCCUGUUGGCCUAUGACCAAGAAAAAUCCAGAGAGUCAGUUAGAGACAGUGCAGAGUACUUUACCCACUGUAGUAACAAAUGAUAAGGUGCAGAUUGUAAGUAGAGAUGAUGUCAAAAUAGGAACAAUUGUAGUCCUGUGUGUGCUGCCGUCAGGCAUGGUGAGACCUUGCAGCAUUUCCCCUUUCAAGGGGUGGGUGUUUGGUGAGAUGGGGCAAGCACUUUGGAAGCAUCCUCAGCCCUCUUUAUCUGACAGCUUGGUCUUCACAGUGACUACUUAAUUGGAGUGGCUCUCAUGGUACCAUAUUUGUCACCACCAAAGGCUGUGAUGAAAUAGGCUAUAUAUCUGAUGACACAGGCCUGCAUAUCCAGCAUUGUGAACAUUUUGUUACAUGAAACACUCUGAAGUAUGGUAUAAAAAGGCCAGAGGAUUAAAAAAUAGUGUGAAAUAAAGAAGACCUGCAAGCAUGCAUACUGUCCUCAGUUGGUGGAUGUAGGGGUAGAAUUGCCAGAAACAAAGUUUUUCUUUUGUGCUAUUUCUAUGCCUCAUGCAUUAUAUAGGAAGUAGCUGUUACACAUGCGUUUGAGGUUUCCUCUGCCUGACUGAGAAAAGCUCAUUGUUGACACAACAGGGUGGUGCAAGGGGCAAAAAUCAACUAACAUGGGGCCUGGAUUUCCUGUGAGUGCAGCAACAAAGUACCACAUGUUGGGGGCUUAGGCAACAGAGAUUUCCUGUCCCGCCUAUUCUGAGAUAAGUGUGGGCAGAGUGUGUUCCUCAUAAGAGAUAACCCAUUCCAGGCCUCUCUCCCACUGUGUAGCAGGUCCCAGCAAUUCUUAGUGCUCUCUGGUUGGACCUGCAACUCUGGCUCUGCCACUUUUGUCACAUGGUCACUUUAUGUGUUUCCUUUUUAUAAGCAUAUCAAUGUCAAACAAAGGUGAAUAUUUGGUAACAUGAAAACAUUUUGUUCAGUAUUUAGUGAUUGUACUGUGAAUUCUAAUUGGUCUUAAUAAUAAAAACCCGGAGUAAGAUAUUAGGGGGUAAAAGCUGAAAGAUCAGAGAAGCAGAGUAGCCAGCCACUAGUUCUCACCUCUAUAAAAUCCUCAGACUCCUGUUUCCUCCCAGCUUAUAUUACUCUCUGGGACAGCGAUAUCACUUCCUGUCUCCACCUCCCUAGUGCUGGAAUUAAAGACAUGAGAUUUCAAGUGCUGGGAUCAAAGGUGUGAGCUCUGUUUCUUUUGUACUGGUUCAAUCUCAGGUAGCCCAGUGUGGCCUUGAACUCCUGAUCUUCUUGCUUAGACCUUCCAAGUGCUGGGAUCAAAGGUGUGUGCCACCACUGCCUGGCCUCUGUGGUUAACUAGGUGGCUAGCACCAUCCUUUGAUCUCCAGGCAAACUUUGUUAGAGCACAGACAAAAUAUUAUAAGUGACAGUGAUAGAAAGAGCCAAUCUGCAGAGAUGGUCAGAACAUCAUAAGUGUUUUAGGUUUGGAUCUGUGGUUAACAUCAUGGAUAUGGAGGACAGAGGAAGAGACAUUUAAUGACUACUGAGCUUUGGUUUUUCACACCUGGGUACAUGGGCCAUCUGUCUACUACCGGGAAGACUAGGGAAAGAGGGAUGCCAGAGUUGUGAGAAACAGUUCAGUGUUCAGUUUUGAUCCAGCCAGGCUCAGUGUGAGAUGUCCUGGGUCCUUCAUCUUGCCUUGAUUUGUUAGGGUGGUUUCACAUUGAAACUGCAGGCUUUUCAUUUAUCCAUUGCUUACUGGCAACCAGCGUGAUCUGGUAAAUCUGUUUCCAUUUUGCUUAAUGUCCUUCACUGAUUUUCUGUUUCUUCAGAUCUAAACUCCAUCCUCAGCCUUGUGUUUGUUGCUCUAACUUCAUAUCAUCUUCCCUAAAGGCCCAGCCCUUCCACACUGGCCUUUUUUCUUUUCCUCAAACCCACUAGUACUAAUGUGUUUUAAGGUCUUUGCCUCUGUUGUCUCCUUUGCUGAGAAGGCUCUGUCCUCUAAUCUGUACAGUUGAUUUUUUUUUGUUAUUCAGAUCUAAGUGUAAACAAAAGUUCUUUCAUCUGAAGUCUUCAUCCUAAAUCACAUUACCUUCAACUUAAUCACAUUGCUCACAUCAACAAAACUGACCUUUUGUAUUCUGUUGUUUCUUCCCUCCACUAGAGGGAGACAGAAGCCUUGUCAAUUCAAUUUAGUAACACUAUACAGGAGCUCAUCACAGGGAUACUCUGUUUACUGAUGGCUGAACUUAUCUGACGUGACAUCAGGAUUCCCCUGCUAAUAUUUUCAGGCACAUCACCUAUCACCACAAUUGGUGAUUUAUAGAAGUUAUUAUAUUAAUGUACUAGGAAUGAUAGUACAGAAAUCUUAUUUUAUAACUAUAGUAACUGUAGCUUUUUAUUUUGGUGCUGAGGAUGGAACUUGGCCUCUUGCACAUGCUAAGCAUGCACACCACCACUGAGCUACAGUCUCAGUUUAUCAGCUUUUCUCUGUAUCUCCCUACUCUUCUCUCUGAUAGUCCCAUUCUGUAACCCUGCCUAACUUGGAAUUUAUUAUGUAAUUCAGAUUGGUCUUGAACUUGCAGCCAUUCUUUUGCCUCAGCCUCUCCAGUGCUAGGAUUACAAAUAUGUUCCACUAUGCCUGACUAGCAUUUUUCAUUUUGUUCAGAAUUUGAAUGGGUAUCUGGACGUAGUGGUACACACAAUUCUGGCACUUGAGAGGAAGUGACAGGGAGAGUACCAGGAGUUUGAGGCCAGCUUGGGCUACAAAGCGAGACUUGGUUUCAGAUAAGAAAAACAGAAUUUGGGAGGAUGGACCAUGUGAGCUUCAUAAUGUAUAAAAGAAACCGAUUCUGAGGUCAUAUGGACAAAUCCCAGUCCGAACAUUAAUGAAAUCCCUGAGCCUUUGCUUUCUUAUCUGUAAAACUGCAAAUCAAUUUUAGUUUAGACCCAAGUCUAGAUUUUCCAUUAGGUUUUGAGUGCUGGUAAGAAAGUCAGUUAGACCUGUCUGGUAGAGCAUGCACUUGAAGUUGAAGCAGGAUGCUAAUGAGUUCCAGGCUAGGCUAGGCUACAUAGCAAGAUUCUCUCAACACAAACAAAAAGUCAAUUGGUGAAUUCCUGGAGAUGAGUGGGGUGUAGAGAGAGUGAUAGUUUGUAGGUACAUAGUUCUUUGGGGGUGGGGUGGGGUGGGGAUGUUCUAAAAUUGGUCACUGUGAUUCUCAUUCACAUCUGAAUAUGCUGCAAACCAUUAAAAUUGUACACUUCAGAUGAGUUACAUGUUGUAUAUGGAUUAGACCACAAUAAAACUGGCAUUAAAAAUGUUAUCUAAGUUCUGUGCAGUUUCCCAGAAACUUUUGUGACAAUGCAGAUGAAGAUACAGAAAGAGUUGAAUAUUUGCAUUUGAAGCUGUUUGACAAGUGACAUAUUGAUAGAUGCUUGGUGAUGUUCCACUAACUAGAAAGGCAGAACUGGAGGUGGGGCAUGUGUGAUUGAUUUGUCUCAUGAAAUAGAAUGAUCACAUCAUGUCCUUUCUUCAGAGUCCUAGGGUUGGAACUAACUGAAGACUAGCAGCUGCCUCUAACCAGCAUGGACUGGUGGGCUGACCAACAGGUGGACACUGCUGCUUCAUCAGACGAACAGAAUUAGGUGGGCAAGUUUGGUAGAUACUUGCCAGUGAGGAAGCAGAGACCUCUAAGCAUGACAGCUUUUUAAAGAUUCCAUUGGUGUCAGGUGUCCCAGGAUCUGGACUGAGGAUGAAAUUUGAUUUGUUAGUCUGGCAGAGCCAUGGUAGACACAUAUCUAUCAGACCUAGAAAUAAUGACUUACCCCAUAUUCAGGGGUUGCUGGCAGCUGGAGUGAAGGGCUGUGUGUCUACCCUAGCAAGCACUGCAAAGCAGUCACUGCACGGAGAAAGCCAAAAUUAAACAGCAGCAGCUAAUCCCAUAAAACUAACCUCACAAUGUGAUGAGAUGCUCACAAACAGAAGUUUCUAUAAUGCAGACUUACGGCCAAAGAAAAGAGGUCCAGUUAGAUGGCUCAGUGAAUAAAGGUGCUUGCUGCCAAACCUGACUACCUGAAUUUAAUCCUCAGGACACAUGGUAGAAGGAGGACUCUGAUUUCCAUGUAUACCCUCCCACCUCCCCCAUUAAUAAAUGGAACAUAAAUCUUUUUAAAAUUGUUUUUAUUGAGCUAUAUAUUUUUCUUUCCUCCUUUCCCUUCCUCCCACUCCCCUUCUACCCUCUCCCAUGAUCCCCAUGAUCCUAAUUUACUCAGGAGAUCUUGUCUUUUCCUACUUUCCUUGUAGAUUAGAACCAUGUAUGUCUCUCUUAGGAUCCUCUUUUUGUUGUCUAGGUUCUCUGGGGCUGUGAUUUGUAGGCUGGUUUUUCUUUGCUUUAUGUCUAAAAGCCACUUAUGGGUGAGUACAUAUUAUAUUGUCUUUCUGGGUCUGGGUUACCCCACUCAAUAUGUUUUAUAGAUCCAUCCAUUUGCCUGCAAAUUUCAAGAUGUUGUUAUUAUUAUUUUUGCUGUGUAGUAUUCCAUUGUGUAAAUGUACCACAUUUUCCUUAUCCAUUCUUCAGUUGAGGAGCAUUUAGGUUGUUUCCAGGUUCUGGCUAUGAUAAACAAUGCUGCUAUGCACAUAGUUGAGCACAUGUCUUUGUGGCACGAUUGAGCAUCCUUUGGGUAUAUACCCAAAAGUGGUAUUGCUGGGUCUUGAGGUAGGUUGUUUCCUAAUUUUUUGAGAAAUCACCAUACUGAUUUCCAAAGUGGCUGUACCAGUUUGCACUCCCAUGAGCAAUGGAAGAGUGUUCCCAUUACCCCACAUCCUCUCCAGUGUGAAUUGUCAUCAGUAUUUUUGACCUCGGCUAUUCUUACAGGUGUAAGAUGGAAUCUCAGAGUUGUUUUGAUUUGCAUUUCUCUGAUGGCUAAGGAUGUUGACCACUUACUUAAGUGUCUUCCAGCCAUUUUAGAUUCCUCUGUUGAGAGUUCUCUGUUUAGGUCUUUACUCCAUUUUUUUAUUGUAUUACAUGUUCUUUUGAUGACCGAUUUCUUGAGUUCUUUGUAUAUUUUGAAGACUGGACCUCUGUCUGAUGUUGGGUUGGUAAAGAUCUUUUCCUAUUUUGUAGGCUGUUGUUUUUUCUUGUUGACCAUGUCCUUUGCUUUACAGAGACUUCUCAGUUUUAGGAGGUCCCAUUUAUUGUUUCUUUCAGUGUUUGUGCUACUGAGGUCAUAUUUAGGAAGUGGUCUCCUGUGCCCAUCUGUUGUAGGGUUCUUCCCACUUUCUCUUCUAUGAGGUUCUGUGUGCUUGGUUUUAUGUUGAGUUUUUUGAUCCAUUUGGACUUGAGUUUUGUGCAUGGUGAUAGAUAUGGGUCUAUUUUCUUUCUUCUACAGGUUGAUACCUAGUUAUGCCAGCACCAUUUGUUGAAUAUGCUUUCUUUUUUCCAUUUUAUAUGUUUUGCUUCUUUGUUAAAAAUCAGGUGUUCAUAGGUGUGUGGAUUGAUAUUCAGUUAUUGGAUUUGGUCCUAUUGGUCCUCCUGUCUGUUUUUAUGCCAGUACCAGGCUGUUUUCAGUAUUAUAGCCCUGAAGUAGAUUUUGAAGUCAGGCAUUGUGAUGCCUCCAGAAGUUUCUUUAUUGUACAGGAUUGUUUUGGCUAUCCUGGGUCUUUUGCUGUUUCAUAGGAAGUUGAGUAUUGUUCUCUUGAGGUCUGUGAAGAAUUUUAAGAAUUUUGCUGGGAUUUUGAUGGCCAUUGCAUUGAAUCUGUAGAUUGCUUUUGGUAAGACUGCCAUUUUUACUAUGUUAUUUAUACCUACCCAAGUGCAUGAGAGAUUUUUCCAUUUUCUGGUGUCUUCUUCAAUUUCUUUCUUCAAAGAUUUAAAGUUAUUGCCAUACAGGUCUUCUACUUGUUUGGUUAGAGUUACUCCAAGGUAUUUUAUAUUAUUUGUGGCUAUUGAAGGGUGAUGUUUUUCUGAUUUCUCAGCCCAUUUAUCAUCUGAGUACAGGAGGGCUGCUGAUUUUUUUGAGUUAAUAUUGUAUCCUGCUAUAUACUGGAAGUGUUUAUGAGUUGUAGAAGUUCCUUGGUAGAAUUUUUGGGGUCACUUAUGUAAACUAUCAUAUCAUCAUCCGAUAUUGAGAGUUUGACUUCUGCUUUUCUGAUUUGUAUCUCCUUGAUCUCCUUUUGUUGUCUUAUUGCACUAGCUAGAAUCUCCAGUACUAUAUUGAAUAGAUAUGGAGAGAAUGGACAACCUUGUCUUGUUCCUGAUUUCAGUGGGAUCACUUUGAGUUUCUCUCCAUUUAGUUUGAUAUUGGCUGUUGGCUUGCUGUAUAUUGCCUUUAUUAUGUUUAGGUAUGUUCCUUGUAUCCCUGCUUUUUCCAAGACCUUUAUCAUGAAGGGAUAUUAUAUUUUGUCUAAGUAAGGCUUUUUCAACAUCUAAUGAAAUGAUUUUUUUUUUCAGUUUGUUUCUAUGGUGGAUUACCUUGGCUAUCCCCACAUCUCUAGGAUGAAACUUACUUAACCAUGGUGGAUGAUGGUUCUGAUGCGUUCUUGGAUUCGAUUUGUCAGUAUUUUAUUUAGUAUUUUUGCAUCAAUGUUCAUGAGUGAGAUUGGUCUGUAAUUCUUUUUCUUAGUAAUGUCUUUAUGUGGUUUGGGUAUCAGGGUAAUUGUAGCCUCAUAAAAAGAGUUUGGCAAUGUUCCUUCUGUUUCUAUUGUGUGGAACAACUUGAGGAGUAUUGGUAUUAGUUUUUCUUUGAAAAUCUUUUAGAAUUCUUCACUGGAACCAUCUGGUCCUGAGCUUUUUUUUUUUUUUUUGGUUGGGAGACUUUUGAUGACUGUUUCUAUUUCUUUAGCCAUUAUAGGUCUGUAUAAUUUGCUUAUCUGGUCUUUAUUUAAUUUUGUUAAGUGGUAUUUAUCCAGAAAAUUGUCCAUUUCCUUUAAGGUUUUCAAUUUUGUGGAGUACAGGUUUUCAAAGUAUGACCUGAUGAUUCUCUGGAUUUUCUCUGCGUCUGUUGUUAUGUUCCUCUUUUCAUUCUGAUUUUGUUAAUUUGUAUAUUCUCUCUCUGCCUUUUGGUUAGUUUGGAUAAAGGUUUGUCUAUUUUGUUGAUUUUUUUCAAAGAACCAACUCUUUGUCUCAUUGAUUCUUUGUAUUUUCUUUGUUUCUGUUUUGUUGAUUUCCGCUCUCAAUUUGAUUAUUUCCUAACCAUCUACUCCUCCUUGGUGAGUCUGCUUAUUUUUGUUUUUAGAGUUUUCAGGUGUUCUGUUACUCACUAAUGUGAAAUUUUUCCAGCUUCUUUAUGUAGGCAUUUGGUGCUAUGAACUUUCCUCUUAACACUGCUUUCAUUGUGUCCCAUAAAUUUGGGUAUUUUAUGUUGUGAUUUUCAUUGAAAUUUAGGAAGUCUUUAUUUUAUUCCUUGACCCAUUGAUGAUUCAGGUGAGCAUGUUUUAAUUUCCAUGUGUUUUUGGGUUUUCUGAAAUUAAUGUUACUGUUGAAUUCUAAUUUUAAGCCAUGGUGAUCUGAUAAGAUACAUGGGGUUAUUCCAGGUUAUUUUUUUGUAUCUUUUGAGGUUUGAUUUGUUACCUAGUAUGUGGUCAAUUUUUAAGAAGGUUCCAUGAGGUGCUGAAAAGGUAUGUUCUUUUAUGAUUGGAUGGAGUGUUCUAUAGAUGUUUGUUAAGUCCAUUUGAGUCAUAACAUCUGCUAGUUCCUUUAUUUCUUUUGUUAAGUUUCUGUCUGGCAGACCUGUCCAGUGGUGAGAAUGGAAUGUCGAAGUCGCCCACUAUUAGUGUGGAGUUUAAUGUAUGAUUUAAGCUUUAGAAGUGUUUCUUUUACAUAUGAGGGUGCCUUUAUAUUUGGGGCAUACAUGUUCAGUAUUGAGAUUUCCUCUUGAUGAAUUUUUCCUGUGAUUAAUAUGAAAUGUCCUUUUUUUGAUUCAUUUUAGCUUGAAGUCUAUUUUGUUAGCUAUUAGGAUAGCUACACCCACAUGUUUCUUAGGUCCAGUUGAUUGGAAAUUUUCUUUCCCAACUCUUUACUAUGAGGCAAUGUCUGUCUUUGAGGUUGAGGUUUGUUUCUUGUAUGCAGAAGGAUGGAUUCUGUUUUUGUGUUCAGUCUGUUAGCCUGUGUCUUUUUAUAGGUGAGUUGAGUCCAUUUAUAUUAAAGGCUAUUAAUGAUCAGUGAUUGUUAUCUCUCGUGAUUUUAGUUUUCAUUAUUGAUGUUAUUGUGUGUGUGUUUUUUUUUCCCUUCUUUGGGAUUUGCUGCUGUGAGAUCAUCUAUCAAAUAAUCUGUGUUUUUGUAGAUGUAGCUAACUUCCUUGGGUUGGAGUUUUCCUUCUAGUACUUUGUGUAGGGUUGGGUUUGUGGCUAGGUAUUGGUUAAAUCUGGUUCUGUUGUGGAGUAUCUUGUUUUGUCCGUCUAUUGUGAUUGAAAGUUUGGUGGGUUUAAUAGUCUGGGCUGACAUCCAUGGUCUCUUAAUGUCUACAUAACACUUGACUUCUGGCUUUCAUUGUUUCGAUUGAGAAAUCAGGUGUAAUUAUAAUAGGUCUACCUUUAUUUGUUACUUGGCCUUUUUUUUUCCUUUGCAGCUCUUAAUAUUCUUUCUUUAUUCUGUAUGUUCAGUGUUUUGAUUAUUAUGUGGUGAGAGGACUUUUUUUUUUUUGAUCCAGUCUACUUGGUGUUCUGUACGCUUCUUGUAUCUUCAAUGCAUAUCUUUUUUUAGGUUAGGAAAGUUUUCUUCUAUGAUUUUGUUAAAUGUAUUUUCGGUGCUUUUGAGUUGGACUUCUUCAUCACUGUUAUUCUUAUGUUUGGUCCUUCCAUGGUGUUCCAUAUUUCCUGGAUAUUUUGUGUUAAGUUUUUGUUAGAUUUAAUAUUUUCUUUGACUGAUGAGUCUAUUUUCUGUAUUCGUCUUCAGUGCUUGAGAUUCCCUCUUCCCUCUCUGGUAUUGUGCUGUUUAUGCUUGCAUCUGUGGUCCCAGAUCAUUUUCCCAUAAUUUCUGUUUCCAGAAUUUCCUCAGUUUAUGUUUUCUUUAUUGUCUCUAUUUUGGUUUUCAAGUCUUGAAUUGUUUCUUUCAUCUGUUUGAUUGUUUUUUUCUGGUUUUCUUUAAGGGAUUUGUUUAUUUCUUCCAAUUUUUUUGUUUGACUUUUUCUCUAUUUCUUUGAGGGAAUUUUUCAUUUUCUGUUGAAGGGCCUCAGACAUUCUCCUAAAGUUAUUUUUUAGGUCAUUUUCUUCUGCUUCAUCUAUAUUGGGGUGUUCAAGUCUUGUUGCUAUAGAGCCACUAAAUUUUUGUUGGUGUUGUUUUUCUCGUUGUGGUGUUGAGUGUGUUCUUACCUUGUCUACCCAUCUUUUCCCAUGAUUGGUGUAGUUGAGGCUGUGUCUCUGAUGAUCCAUCUUUCAGGUGCCAGUGUAUCCAAGGCUCAGAUGGUUGUUCUGUAUGGUGCAGUUGGGGCCACAGUUCCAGUCACCUUGGAUGUUACUUGGUUUUCCUGGAUUUUCUUGGUGCUCCUGGUGUUCGCUCUGCAAUCCUGGAGGUCGUUCGUUCCUGCUUCCACUGAGGUCACUGGCUUGGGCCUGGUCCUCUGGAGGUGGCUGGCUGGCUCAGGCCUGGUUCCUUGGAGAUGGCUGACUUGGGCCUGUUUCUGUGUAGGUUGCUGACUCAGGCUUGUUCUGGCGAGAUUGCUGGCUUGGGCCUGUUCUUGCAGAUGUACCUGGCUUGGGCCUGUUCCCACAGAGGUUUCUGUCUCAGGCCUGCUCCCUUGGCAGUCACUCCCUGGUACUGGCUCCUGUGGAGGUUGCUUGCUUGGGCCUACUCCGUCAGAGGUCGCUGGCUGGGGUCUGCUCCUGUGGAGGUCACUGGCUCUGGCCUGUUCCCGUGGGUGUCCCUGGCUUGGGCCUGCUCCCAUGGAGAUCCCUGGCUGGAUCCCGCAGAGGUCUCUGGCUCAGGCCUGCUCCCUUGGCCGUUGCUCCCUCAUACCUGCUCUGGCAGAGGUCACUCACUCGGGCCUGCUCUGACAGAGGUUGCUGGCUCGGGCGUAACAUAAAUCUUUUUUAAAAGUUAAAAGGGUGUGGAGAGAUGACUCAGUGGUUAAGAGCACUGACUGUUCUUUAAGAGGACCUUGUUUUAAUUCCCAGCACCCACAUGGCAGCUCAUAACUGUCUGUAACUCCAGCUCUAGGAAUCUAAUACCCUCACAUAGACAUACAUGCAGGUAAAACACCAAUGUACAAAAUUAAAAAUAAAAAAGUUAAAAGAG